AUGGUCCACUCCCUGAGCCCCUGCACCGACGGCAGCGCCUCCCCCUGCGGCGUGGCCGUGCCCCAGCCCGUGGCCGACUCCUGCAAUGAGCCCUGUGUCCGGCAGUGCCCCGACUCCACAGUGGUCAUUUACCCUCCCCCGGUGGUCGUCACCUUCCCCGGGCCCAUCCUCAGCACUUUCCCUCAACAGAGCGUGGUGGGAUCCGCGGGAGUCCCCGAAGUCGGAGCCGGCGCUGGGGCCGGUGUCGGGGCUGGUGUUGGAGGUGCUUUUGGUGCUGCCCGAACCCCUGGAGCUUCUCAAGUUUAUGGUGGGGCCAGGUGGGCCCGGGGGUACCCAGUUGGGAGCUGCAGACCCUGCUGCUAA
Cinclus cinclus is the source of this 363-nucleotide messenger RNA. RefSeq names its product claw keratin-like. Gene Ontology annotation, molecular function: structural constituent of cytoskeleton. The record is from RefSeq and is a predicted model, not a curated record. The transcript has a single exon. Gene Ontology annotation, cellular component: intermediate filament. The coding region runs from base 1 to 363 and encodes 120 amino acids. NCBI's taxonomy places the organism in Eukaryota, Metazoa, Chordata, Aves, Passeriformes, Cinclidae.